GGAAGGUAAUUCUGUUAAAUUUUAUCAUUCAUCGUUCAAAAUCCGAAUAACUCUUUAACUGAGUGCAGUUAAUUAUUAAAGCAAGACACCCAGCAAUCAAAAUUAUGAGUUCGGAAGAAGAACAAAGCAGAAAAGUGGACGAAGCGUUUAAAAAUGUCAUUAACCAGAUUGACAAAGAGUACCUGAGGCCUAUACAAGUCAAUAUGCACUAUUGUGCUGCAAAGUGCUGUGAAAAUCAAACGGGAAGUUUAGAAGAUGUGCAGAACUGUAUACAGAGAUGUAGCAAUUUCUUAACACAGGCUGAAAGCAUAGUUAAGGACGAAUUUAACACUAUUCAGAAUCGAUUGCAGAGAGGUGUAAUGGACUGUCGUGAUGACACAAAGGUUCAAAUUCCACCGACGGCGACUGAACAAGAUAUGGAAAAAUUCAACAAAGUGUUUGAAAAAUGUGUAGUCUCAUCGAUAGAAAAUAAUAUGAAAGGCAUUCCUCCUAUGCUGAGUCGUCUGAGGGCUCGUUUAGGUGAAAUAAAACAAAAUGCCGUUAAAAGCUAAUAUUAAAUUUGUUUCUAAAUUUUUGUAGAAAAUUAUUUAUGUUCGUAACAAGACUCUGUAUGCAUUAUUUAUAUUAUUAUAUCAAGUCGAGUUUCUAAACCAUUCCCUUAGGGACAAGUAAGGAAACUGUCAUAUGAAUUCAUCAAUUUGAAAAAUUGAAGAAUUAGUUUUAAAAUUUGUUUACAGGAACUCCUUUUUAGUACAUGUGAUACAUGAAAUAGGUUUUACAUAAAAAACAGAGUGAAAUGUAAAAAUUGUUAUAAUAGGGAAAUGUCUGAGUGUAGAUGAAUGGUUGAAAGCAGUUUGGUUCGACUUACUGUAAGAAAAAUAUACGGCAAACUAAAAAAUGUGAAA
Messenger RNA from Cimex lectularius (bed bug), 905 nucleotides. RefSeq names its product protein FAM136A-like. Gene Ontology annotation, cellular component: cytoplasm. Bases 105 to 551 code for a protein of 148 amino acids. The transcript is spliced from 4 exons. NCBI's taxonomy places the organism in Eukaryota, Metazoa, Arthropoda, Insecta, Hemiptera, Cimicidae. The record is from RefSeq and is a predicted model, not a curated record.